Molecule: messenger RNA, 873 nt
Organism: Papaver somniferum (opium poppy)
Lineage: Eukaryota; Viridiplantae; Streptophyta; Magnoliopsida; Ranunculales; Papaveraceae
Product: dirigent protein 6-like
Exons: 1
Coding region: 192-746 (184 amino acids)
Source: RefSeq, a predicted model, not a curated record
AGUAGUCAGAAGGAUCUAAAAUUUAUCGAAUCAAUUUCUUGAGGCAUCUCAACCAAAACUGCAUACACUUCACAUUUAAGAUCAUCGCAAACAGUUGUCAACACUAUAAAUAGGUCGAGGAAUUCUGUGUCGUUCAUGUAUAACAUAAAAUUUUAUCAUUGUAAAACACUCAGUAAUACUUGCAAUACAGAAUGUCUAAGUCAUUCAUCGUAAACGCAUGCGCAACUAUCUUCUUUGUUCUUCUCAUUCAGUCUGCUUUUGCUCAAGGUAACAGACUCUUAAGAAAGAAAUUACCAUGCCAAACAUUUACACUAUACCUCCACGAGACCAUUUUUAAUGGUACGAAUGCAGCUAAUGCAACAUCAACUGCAGUAACUAAUGCUACGGGUAUAAGCAAUUUUCAGUUUGGUUUAGUCGUAGUGUUUGAUAAUCCGUUAACCCUGGAUCGACAUAUAUCGUCUAGCCCAGCGGCUAGAGCUCAAGGUUUUUACUUCUAUAACAUGAAAACUAGAUACAAUGCUUGGUUUGCAUUUUCGAUAGUAUUCAAUUCUACCGAUUAUAAGGGAACUUUGGAGCUUAUGGGUGCGGAUUUGAUGGAUCAAGAGACGAGAGAUAUUUCUGUUGUCGGUGGCACUGGUGAUUUUCUUAUGGCAAGAGGGAUUGCAACUUUGAAAACAGAUGCCGUCGAAGGAUUUGCGUAUUUUCGUCUCCAAAUGGACAUCAAACUUUACGAUUGUUACUAUUAAUAUCGAUCGAUCUACAUAUAGUUUCUUCUGAUUUUCGUUUUGCAUGAUUACUACUGGUUUGUCUUAAUGUAAUUUCUUUUGAGCAUGAUGUUGACCAAGUGUUUUUUCUUAAUGUAAUAAGUGUUGA